Lonchura striata (white-rumped munia) is the source of this 1101-nucleotide messenger RNA. RefSeq names its product mitochondrial ribosomal protein S22 (gene MRPS22). Lineage: Eukaryota; Metazoa; Chordata; Aves; Passeriformes; Estrildidae. Gene Ontology annotation, cellular component: mitochondrial small ribosomal subunit. Gene Ontology annotation, molecular function: structural constituent of ribosome. The record is from RefSeq and is a predicted model, not a curated record.
AUAGCACGAAAAGGUUUUUCACACAGAGCGGCCAGGCACUGGAACAGGCUCUGCAGGGCAGUGGCCACAGCGCCAAGGCUGUCUGAGUUCAAGAAGCACUUGGACAAAGCUUUCAGCGGGAAAGACCGCCCAGCCCAAGCCCGCCUUCACGGAUGAAGCGGUUCAGACGCUGCUUUACAAAAUGACGGGACUCGACCUGCACAAGGUGUUCCGGCCUGUGAAAAAGGGCCUCAAGCCGCCCCACUACAAGCUGAUGACCGAAGCUCAGCUGGAAGAGGCCACAAGAAAAGCCAUUGAGGAAGCUAAAACAAAACUAAUCAUGCCCCCUGUUUUGAAUGAACGAGAGCCAAUUGAUGAUGUCUUAGCAGAAGACAAAGUCCUUGAAGGAACUGAAACUGCAAAAUAUGUGUUUACAGAUUUAAGUUACUCCAUUCCACAUCGUGAACGUUUCAUUGUAGUUAGAGAACCAAAUGGGGUGUUACGCAAAGCCACCUGGGAGGAACGAGACAGGAUGAUCCAGAUAUUCUUCCCAAAGGAAGGGCGCAGGGUGAUUCCCCCAGCAUUAUUCAAGGAUGAGAACCUUGGGACUGUAUUUCAGCAAGACCGUCACGAAGAUGUCCUGAACAUGUGCAUUGCUCAGUUUGAGCCAGAUUCGCCUGACUAUAUCAGAGUUCACCACCGCACCUAUGAGGACAUCGAGAAAAACGGCAAGUACGACCUGCUGCGCUCAACCAGGCACUUUGGGGGCAUGGUGUGGUACCUGCUCGGCAGGAAGAAGGCAGAUGGCCUACUCAUAGACAUGAUCAACAGAGACCUGCUGGAUGAUGCUACAAGUUUAAUUACACUAUAUCAUAUGCUUCACCCUGAAUGUCAGUCGGCAAAGGCAGCUAAGGAACAGAAACUUCAAGGAGUUGAUCUGAUCAAGGUAUUUGUGAAAACUGAAUCCCAGAGAGAAGGUUAUAUUCAGCUGGCCCUGCAGGCUUAUGAAGAAGCAAUGGCUACUUCUUCAGCUUCAUGAAGUAAACAUCAGCUCAUCAGAAGUUUUAAGUCUGUUUAUAAGCAUUUUCUGUACACCUUUCCACAAUAAAUACUUGAAAAUGA